GUUACUAGUUGCAGAGAAUUGGUUCCCUUUUAAGCUAUACAUUGAUGGAGAACAACCCUAAUUCUUCAAGAACUGAUAGGAAAACCAUAGAGAGGAAUAGAAGAAAUCAAAUGAAGGCUCUCUACUCCAAGCUCAAUUCUCUUGUGCCCCGUCAAAGCUCCAGGGAAUCACUGUCGCUGCCUGAUCAGCUAGAUGAGGCUGCAAAGUAUAUAAAAAAGCUGCAGACAAAUCUGGAGAAAAUGAAGGAAAGGAAAGAAAGUUUAAUGGGAACUCAAGAAAGGCCAAAUACAAGCGUGAGUAGUGGAGCAACAAUGCGCCUAAGAUAUCCAAAAAUUGAGAUUCAUGAAAUUGGUUCAGCUUUAGAGGUUGUUUUGAUAACUGGAUUGGAUAGCCAGUUCAUGUUCAAUGAGACUAUUCGAGUUCUUCAUGAAGAAGGAGCUGAGAUAGUUAAUGCGAGCUUUUCUGUUCUAGACGAUACUGUUUUCCACACAAUACAUUCCAAGGUUGGAGAUUCUUUCCCUUUUUGUGGAGCUGCAAGCAUUUCUGAGAGGUUAAAGAAGUUCGUUCAAGAUGCUAAUUCAUUUUGAAGUUUGAAGCUUUAAUGGUGAAAGUUCUGUGAGAAUUAACUAGUAUGUUUUUCAUACAUAUGUCUAUACUAGGUUUCUGUUUGGGAGGAAAUUUUAUAAAGUAUUGGUAGGUUUUUGAAGAUUUCAAAACUUUAAAUUUAUGUUCGUGAGAAUUCUGGGUUUUUAAAGUAAGAUUUUUUGAGAUUUUAAAAUUAAAAAAAAACCUUUAUUUUAGAUCCACUAAAUUAGUGAGUGGAGAAUAUUUUCUCUUUAAAAUCUAUUAAUAUUUUAAAAACAAAAUUUCCUCUCCUAAAUAAUAAAAAAUUAUAAAAAUUUAAAAAUCAUGAAAAUUUUAUUUUUAAAUAUUUUGUUUAAAAAAACUUAUUUUACUUUAGCUCUCUCAAACAGGACAUAAAGAGAAUGUUAAUAUUAAGAUAGAUCUAUUGUUCUUAUAACUACUCUUAACACUUAAUUGUGAAUCAUUGCAAUGUAAUCAUACUAGAACUAAGCGAAAUGACACCUUGGAAUCCUUUAAAAUUAAGUUGUGUUAAUUGUAGAUUAAUUAGAGUUACCACAUCAAAUCUAAUUAACUCGGGCUUUUGAUCAUGGAUUAAUUUUAUGUUAGUUCUCUGUAUCCUCUCAUUUUUCUUUAUUAUCACGAAUAAAAUUCUCUUGCCCACAAAAUAAAAAAAAGGUUGUAAAUGAAUUGGCAAGGUUUCCAUAGAUGCCUCAUACAUCUAUGGCAUUCCAUGUUCAAUUCUCAAUGUUCUUGAAUUUAUCUGUUUUCCUUGUAUGCAUUUUUUAAUGAAUUGUGUUUCCCACU
Molecule: messenger RNA, 1389 nt
Organism: Hevea brasiliensis (rubber tree)
Lineage: Eukaryota; Viridiplantae; Streptophyta; Magnoliopsida; Malpighiales; Euphorbiaceae
Product: transcription factor bHLH162
Exons: 3
Coding region: 45-587 (180 amino acids)
Biological process (GO): regulation of transcription by RNA polymerase II
Cellular component (GO): RNA polymerase II transcription regulator complex
Molecular function (GO): RNA polymerase II transcription regulatory region sequence-specific DNA binding; protein dimerization activity; DNA-binding transcription factor activity, RNA polymerase II-specific
Source: RefSeq, a predicted model, not a curated record